UAAAAUUGGGACCUUUCUUCUUUUCUCAAUGAAGAUGGGAGAUAUGAUAUUCGAAGAACUGGAGGAUUUAAUGCAUUUUUCAGUCCAUGACCUUCCGAAUCGGGGCUAUGCGGUCAUGGAGGAGAUCAGAAGGCAGGGGAAACUCUGCGACGUCACCUUGAAGGUGGGGGACCACAAGUUCAGCGCCCACCGGAUCGUCCUGGCCGCCUCCAUCCCCUACUUCCACGCCAUGUUCACCAACGACAUGAUGGAGUGCAAGCAGGACGAGAUCAUUAUGCAGGGCAUGGACCCCAGCGCGCUGGAGGCCCUGAUAAACUUCGCCUACAACGGCCACGUGGCCAUCGACCAGCAGAACGUGCAGUCCCUCCUCAUCGGCGCCAGCUUCCUGCAGCUGCAGAACGUCAAGGACGCCUGCUGCUCCUUCCUGCGCGAGAGGCUGCACCCCAAAAACUGCCUGGGUGUGCGGCAGUUCGCCGAGACCAUGAUGUGCACGACGCUCUACGACGCGGCCAACAGCUUCGUGCACCAGCACUUCGUGGAGGUGUCCAUGUCGGAGGAGUUCCUGAGCCUGCGGCCGGAGGAGGUGCUGGAGCUGGUCGGCUGCGACGAGCUCAACGUCAAGGCCGAGGAGCAGGUGUUCGAAGCGGUGCUGGCGUGGGUGCGACACCAGCGUGAGGAGCGAGAGCCGCGGCUGCCCGAGCUGCUGUCCAAAACGCGCCUCCCCCUGUGCCGCCCCCAGUUCCUGGCCGACCGCGUGCAGCAGGACGAGCUGGUCCGCUGCUGCCACAAGUGCAGGGACCUGGUGGACGAAGCCAAAGAUUACCACCUGAUGCCAGAGCGCCGGCCUCACCUCCCCGCCUUCAAGACCCGCCAACGCUGCUGUACCUCCAUCGCAGGCCUCAUUUACGCUGUGGGCGGGCUCAACAGCGCAGGUGACUCGCUGAAUGUGGUGGAGGUGUUCGACCCAAUCGGGAACUGCUGGGAGCGCUGUCAGCCAAUGAGCACGGCCCGCAGCCGGGUGGGCGUGGCGGUGGUCAACGGGCUGCUGUACGCCAUUGGAGGGUACGACGGCCAGUCGCGGCUCAGCACGGUGGAGGUGUACAACCCGGAGACGGACACGUGGACGAAGGUGGCCAGCAUGAACAGCCAGCGCAGUGCGAUGGGCACAGUGGUGGUGGAUGGACACAUCUAUGUGUGUGGAGGCUACGAUGGCAAAUCCUCUCUCAAUUCGGUGGAGUGCUAUUCCCCAGAGGCAGACAGGUGGACAUUAGUGACAGAGAUGAGUGCCAGUCGCAGUGCGGCCGGAGUGACGGUGUUCGAUGGAAGGAUCUUCGUUUCGGGCGGCCAUGACGGUCUACAGAUCUUCAACACGGUGGAGUACUACAACCAGCACACAGCCUCAUGGCACCCAGUGGCAGGGAUGAUGAACAAGCGCUGUCGGCACGGCGCUGCAGCUCUUGGCAGCCAGCUCUAUGUUGUCGGGGGCUACGACGGCUCAGGAUUCCUUAGCGGGGCGGAAGUGUACAGCUCUGUGGGGGACCAGUGGAGCCACCUAGUGGCCAUGAACACGCGGCGCAGCAGGGUGUCGCUGGUGGCCAACUGCGGCCGGCUUUACGCAGUGGGCGGUUAUGACGGCCAGUCCAACCUGAACUCGGUGGAGAUGUACGACCCCGAAACCAACCGCUGGACCUUCAUGGCGCCCAUGGUUUGUCACGAGGGCGGGGUUGGGGUGGGGUGUAUCCCCCUUCAGCCUGCCUAAAGCUACCCAGCGCCCCUUUUUUGCGUCUUUGAGGAAAGACUUUUUUCCUUUUUUAUUUUGCAUUUUGUUGUAAAGGGCGAUCAAACUUCCAAAAAAGAGAUAGCGACGAUGAUUAUGAUUUAAUCGUUGGAUGCAUUUGUCCUUCCCAGAGAGGAAGUGACCUAAUGGUUCUGUUUCUGAGGCUUUAAUUUUCCAAGGAGCCUUGAGAACUGAAAGGAAUUCACCGAUUGUACCCCGAGAAGGGAAAUGGGACACUUGUACGCACACAUGCGCACACAUACAUGCACCCACAUACACACACACACACAC
Megalops cyprinoides (Indo-Pacific tarpon) is the source of this 2068-nucleotide messenger RNA. RefSeq names its product kelch-like family member 18 (gene klhl18). The record is from RefSeq and is a predicted model, not a curated record. NCBI's taxonomy places the organism in Eukaryota, Metazoa, Chordata, Actinopteri, Elopiformes, Megalopidae. The transcript has 10 exons. Bases 29 to 1759 code for a protein of 576 amino acids. Gene Ontology annotation, molecular function: protein binding.